CUCCUCCAUCCUCAUGUUCGCCAUUAUCUCUUACAUCGACCUCAUAAUAGUCGAAUUGUAAGACUGCGUAUCGAAACUUUUCUGCCACCCCCUUACUCGACCAAAACACAACAAAAUGCGUGAGUGUAUCUCCAUCCACGUUGGACAGGCUGGUGUCCAGAUUGGAAAUGCCUGCUGGGAGCUUUACUGCCUGGAACAUGGGAUCCAGCCGGACGGACAGAUGCCCAGUGACAAGACCAUUGGAGGAGGGGACGAUUCCUUCAACACCUUCUUCAGUGAGACUGGAGCUGGAAAGCACGUCCCCAGAGCAGUUUUUGUGGACUUGGAGCCCACUGUCAUCGAUGAGGUGCGCACUGGGACCUACCGCCAGCUGUUCCACCCUGAGCAGCUGAUCACUGGUAAGGAGGAUGCUGCCAACAACUACGCCCGUGGACACUACACCAUCGGCAAGGAGAUCAUUGACCUGGUGCUGGACAGGAUCCGCAAACUGGCCGACCAGUGCACUGGCCUUCAGGGCUUCCUGGUUUUCCACAGCUUUGGAGGUGGCACCGGCUCUGGUUUCACCUCCCUGCUGAUGGAGCGUCUGUCUGUCGACUACGGCAAGAAGUCCAAGCUGGAGUUCUCCAUCUACCCAGCUCCCCAGGUGUCCACCGCUGUGGUGGAGCCCUACAACUCCAUCCUGACCACCCACACCACCCUAGAGCACUCUGACUGUGCAUUCAUGGUGGAUAACGAGGCCAUCUACGAUAUUUGCCGUAGGAAACACGCUAUUGACCGUCCUACCUACACCAACCUGAACAGGUUGAUCAGUCAGAUUGUGUCCUCCAUCACCGCUUCCCUUCGUUUCGAUGGCGCCCUCAACGUUGAUCUGACAGAGUUCCAGACCAACUUGGUGCCAUAUCCUCGUAUCCACUUCCCUUUGGCCACCUACGCCCCUGUCAUCUCUGCUGAGAAGGCUUACCAUGAGCAGCUCUCAGUGGCUGAGAUCACCAACGCCUGCUUUGAGCCAGCCAAUCAGAUGGUGAAAUGUGACCCCCGUCAUGGCAAGUACAUGGCUUGCUGCCUGUUGUAUCGUGGUGAUGUGGUGCCUAAAGAUGUGAAUGCUGCCAUCGCCACCAUCAAAACCAAGCGCACCAUCCAGUUUGUGGACUGGUGCCCCACUGGUUUCAAGGUUGGCAUCAACUACCAGCCACCCACUGUAGUUCCAGGUGGGGACCUGGCCAAGGUCCAGAGGGCUGUGUGCAUGCUGAGCAACACCACUGCUAUUGCAGAGGCCUGGGCUCGGCUUGACCACAAGUUCGAUCUCAUGUACGCCAAGCGUGCCUUUGUUCACUGGUAUGUGGGUGAGGGUAUGGAGGAGGGCGAGUUCUCCGAGGCCAGGGAAGACAUGGCUGCGUUAGAGAAGGAUUAUGAAGAGGUCGGAGUCGACUCCAUUGAGGGAGAGGGGGAGGAGGAGGGAGAGGAGUAUUAAAAAGGUUAGGCACUAAACCGGACACAAUAAAUUGUCAUGUGUUCUUGAAUGCAUUCCUAACAGAAAUGUAUGUCUAUUAAUUACCAGUUUGGCUGAAAUUAUUUGUUCAUAAAUACAUUCCAAAAGACAAAUAUUCUUUUUAAUUUGGAUGUUCAUGACAAAGUUCCAGAAGCUGUGAAGUAUGGGUGUUAAAGUCCUGUGAUAGUGAGACAACAGAGUAGGUAUCACAAGGUUGUACGCGCCUAAGAAGGAGUUUACUCUUGAAGGCGAGGAAGAGAACAAUAAGAGACAUAAAGCACUAGUGAAACAGGAAACAGUUGCUUUCAAUUUGUUCUUAAGAACAUUCCAAAAUGAAUUGUUUGACUGGCGUUUGGCUGUAUUCCAACUAAGAAAUCUGAAGAAAUGUCAGUUUGGCUUUGUUCAAAAUAAAUUUCUUGCAACAUG
This is a messenger RNA of Monopterus albus (swamp eel), 1915 nucleotides long. RefSeq names its product tubulin alpha-1B chain-like. The coding region runs from base 116 to 1471 and encodes 451 amino acids. Lineage: Eukaryota; Metazoa; Chordata; Actinopteri; Synbranchiformes; Synbranchidae. Gene Ontology annotation, molecular function: structural constituent of cytoskeleton; GTP binding. The record is from RefSeq and is a predicted model, not a curated record. Gene Ontology annotation, biological process: microtubule-based process. The transcript is spliced from 4 exons. Gene Ontology annotation, cellular component: microtubule.